Molecule: messenger RNA, 5135 nt
Organism: Homalodisca vitripennis (glassy-winged sharpshooter)
Lineage: Eukaryota; Metazoa; Arthropoda; Insecta; Hemiptera; Cicadellidae
Exons: 12
Coding region: 69-2012 (647 amino acids)
Molecular function (GO): protein binding
Source: RefSeq, a predicted model, not a curated record
CGACGAGGGAAAUCCAGGAACGAGUGGAGACCUGGUGUAGUAUGGCCUCCCUUUGAACCGUGUGUGCCAUGGAUCUCUGCCGCCUGAUCCUGUGUCAGCUGACUCUGGCGUGGGCCGUCCUGGCCCAGGGGGACCGACUGGACCUGCCGGUGUGUCUGGACAGCUUCGACAUACACCAGGACAAGAUCAUCCGCACCCAAGACUCGCGAGCCAUGGGGGCCAAGUACAUCAACGAGCGCGACGUCUCUUCCCGGGAGGAAUGCCUUCGGCUCUGCUGCGAGACCCAAGACUGCGAUGUUUUCGUCUUCGAGGAGAAGACACCCGGCAGCUGCUACCUGUUCCAGUGUGGAACUCCCGAGGACUUCAAGUGCAAGUUCACAAAGCACCACAACUACACCUCAGCUGUUCUGGUGGUCAACAGGCAUCUUACCGAGCUAGAGAGCCAGAUCAAGCACACACAGCACGAACACGAGCUAGCAAAACUCAGGAAGCCGGAGAGUGAGCCGGUGAGUGUCACCAUGGUGUUUCCCUCCUCGACCGUAGCUCCAGGAAGUAAGGAGAUCGCUCCGGUCGCCCCUACCAGCUACCAGCUCCCGCCCAGCCGGCGGUGCAGUCGAUACCAGUUCGAGUGUCAUGGAUCAGGGGAGUGUAUCGCCAUCUACAACGCCUGUGACGGCAUCCCCCAGUGUGCAGACGGCAGCGAUGAGGCUCCCGAGCUUGGAUGUCCAGCCCAGGCUUCCACCACAGUCCCCGCAGCCAAGAUGAAUGUCCCAGUAGAAGUUCCCAAUAGCCUGCAGCAGACAAAUCGCCAAAAUUACCACCAGGUAGCAGCACCGUCUCUGCCAGAAGACAGCCCUCCGGCCAUGCCAGUGCUCUCCAAGCAGUUCAAGAACAACCAGUGGACGCCUCAGAUGUUUGAGAGUCAGCACAUGAACAAUCCCGUUAACUACAUGCAACCAGGCAGUCAGCAGCAGCAACUGACCAGGAACCAGCAGCUGGAUCUGCAGCAGCCACCACAGCAGCAGCAACAGGCUGCAGAGUUCCCACAGUCUCCUCCACAGCUGGUCAAUCAGGCCAAGCAGUUCGGACGGGAGGGGGAGGGAUUGUUGUACCGGCCUCCCUCCGAGCUGCUGCAGUGGCCGCCUCCCUACCAGCAGGACUAUCGUGCACCUAGCUCUGGCGGUGGUAGUCAAAUCUUCUCGCACAAGGGUAGUGGGUUGGUGGCUCAGACAGACAGGUACAGACACGUACAUGGUAACAAGGUGGUGGGGGAAGGAGGCAUUACAGGGCAGUUUGAACCAAUGCAGGAUUACAACAGAUACAACAACUACUACGAAGGCUCUCUAUACCACAAACCUCCACAGACACCCAACAACUGGCAGCCUCUCCACAAACCUCCACAUGAUAUGAGUAGCAUCCCCGGGGUGGAGGAGGUGAUGAACAAUCUGCCCCCGAAUGCUCCCCCAGGCCAAGAUUACUACUAUGAGGAGAGUUUUCGUACGAGGCUUCAGCCCCAGAUGAUUCCACAACGUCUUGCUCCACAGAAUAAUCUACCCAUAGCACAAGAUAGUAACAAGGUGAAGAAACCAGUCCACAAGGGCGAGGCAGAGGUUGACAAUCAGGAGUUGAUGGCAGAAGUGGACAACAAGGCUGCCAACUCCAACACUUCAGUCAAGAAAGCUGGGGCUCAUCACAGCCCAGCAACCAAUGCUACAGAUAAACCUAAAGAAUCCCACCACCAUUCAGAGCACCACCACAAUUCUCACCGCAAAGUGGAGACAUUGAGUGCCGAACUUUCACUUACAGAAAACUCCUUUGAUAGUGACAUGGAUGGACAGAAUGUCAAUCCUCGAGGAGCUAUUCUCUCAUUGACAAUGGGCCUGUGUGUAACCGGAAUCAUGCUGGUGCUGGUUGGCUGUCGGAUGCGGAUGGUUCGGCGUCGUAUGCGUCGUGGCUCCAAAUCUCCUUACGCUCAUGACGCCGAUUUCCUCGUCAAUGGAAUGUACUUGUAAACUAUGGUGUUCAUAUUUUCUACUGUACAGAUAUUUGUAAGUUGAUUGUUCUGUUAUGAUGUGUUACACUGUUCAUACUGCUUUGACCCUUGUACGACACUUAUUCAAGCUGAGGAAUAAAUAAACUGAUCAGUGAAAAGUUAAAAUAUAAAAAAAUUCAAUAAAUAAAUAUGAUAAACUGUCUUAAUAUAUUUAUCAGGCUAUUUGAUGUUUCAAAGAAUUUUAAGCAAUAAUCCCUGUUAGCCUGUUUUCCAAAGGUUAACAAUAUUUUGAGGUAUAGUAACAACAUUUUUUAUUCAACUUUAGUCUAAUUGAAAUUUGGAGGCACUUAUAAAAUAUUAGAGACUUAGCUCCUCAUAUUCAACAUUUUAAUUCAUCAACAAAUUUAUACAAUCAUGUAGGUUUUUACCAUUGGAUUUUUCUGAUAUACGAGUAUUUGAUGUAAUUGGCUAUUAAUUAAAAGAAUGAACUCCAUUAAUUAAGUUCUUUUAUGGUGUUGUAGGUACCUAAAUAAAGGAAUUUGCAAGCCAAAUCAUUCAAGUAUUGGACUAUCAGUUACACAUUCCAAAAAUAUAUUAUGAAUUGGCUUUUGAAUUUCUAUCUUUGUUACAUAAAUAACUAUUGUUAAUUGGAACAUACGCUUGCUUAAACAAACUGAAAUAAAUUGAUAUAGUUAUUGCUCACUUUUAUUAGAAAUGUGAAAUAAGUAUGUAAUUUAAAAACUUUAAACCCGAUACAGCUGUUAUAUCACUGUCAGCCAACAAAAUAAUGAGACUGAAAUAGUAUCUUCAUAACUUCUAUUUAUGUGUCUGACAGUUGGAUUGUGACAGUUAAGUGUAUUAGAAAAGUUUACAAAAUCAAUAUUGAAAUUCUAAAACCAUGAAAAUGUAAUUAUAUAUAUUUUUUUAUUCAAUACCCAUUUAAUUAAUAGCAAGACAUCACACAAAUAUUAUAUAAGUUACAACUGAAAAUAAGGGGUGAAGAAUUAGCUUUUACAUGAGCCCUCAAGGAGCCAAAGAAUAGUUUUUUUAUUAAACCUCUGUUGCACGUUUAGUACACGGUUAGUCUAUACUCCUCUCAGCUUGGAUAGUUUCAAGGAGAUUGUGCACUACUGGUAACCAGAAGCUGUAUUUUACAUGUAAAUACUCAAUUUAUCGUUUAGAAAGCUUAACUGUAAAAAUCAAAGGCUGGAACCUUUACAAUAAAUGUUGUAACAUGAACAUAAGACAUUUCUAAAGCUACUAGUGACAGCAGCUAUAGUGGUUCUAUCAAGUUUUACAUGUAUUUUCAUUUAUUUAUAUGUAUAAAUUAUAAAAGCAUAUUUAGGUAUAAUGGUUAUAUAGUGUGUAUAAGUUUAUCAUUAGACUAAUAUCGCUAGCUAAGUAUUUAUUUUUACUACACGUUUUGGUGUAUGUUGGUUUAUAUUUAUAUGAAAAUUAUUUUUAGAGUGCAGUUAAAGCCAAAACAAGACUUCAAGUGUAAUUGAGUGUUGAGAUGGAUGUGGUUGAAAAACAAUUUCAUUACAAUUUUACAAACAUUGUUUUUUCUUACACAUUGUUUUCACAUUCAAAACAUUUACGAUUCCGCUGCUGGUAAACAUUUUUUAAAAAUAGUACUGUAUUGAAUCAAACUUGUAAAAAUAGCAAUCACUACUAAGAUAUGUUUAGUAUGUAACUUCAAAAACAGAUUGAGAAAUGUCUCAAAAGAAUAUUUCAGUAAAUUUAUUCCUUUUAAAAUAUAUCUUUACUACCCAAUCUUUAAAGUGCCUAAUGAUCUUUGCUGACAUCAUAGUGUAGAUUCCAAUGCAGCUCUUACUACAAGGUUUGUUAAUGUUAUUUAAACUUAAAAUUAAAUACAAUUAUUUGUUAUAUACUUUUUAGUGAUGGUAAGUCAUUGAUCCUUUGUAGGCACAUUACAGCUUACACUGGCUUCAACAAUGAUCGGAUGGGUGGGCUGCUCAUAUGGUUCGAUGAUCAUCCUAGGAGCAGCUGCGCUUAUUUUUCAUCUUACAAUAACUACUACUGUACUCACUGACAAUCUAAAAUGAAAACCUAUUACGCCCAUUUCCAUAAAAGAAUAAUAUCAAUUCACAACAAAGUUAAUAGGAAAGGUUUAAAUAAAUCAAGCUGUUAGAUACUUUGAACAUUAAUACAUUUAAAUAUAAAGUAACAUUUUCGUAGACAAACAUUUCCUUGAUAUUCAGCAACUAAAUAGAACAGUCAAUAUUUAAAAUUCAUACACUAAACAAUUGAAACAGCUGUUUUCAAGAGUGCAUUAAAGUAAAUGAUAAAUUAUGGAGUAAGUGAAUUCACAAAAAACUAUGCUGAGUAUAGAAAGUUCAUUCCAAAAUAAAAUACAUUUCUGAUUUUUCACUAAAUUCACAAAAGAUUUCAUCAAACUGUAAUUUCUACCUUAAAUGAUUUCUUAUGCAUAUUCAAAGUACUAUUUGAGUCUGAAUUGUAAAUUGUGGAUUCUUAAAAGUAUUGUCUCUGUCAAGCCAGCUUAUAAAGUAGAUCUGAAACAAUAUAUUAUCAUGUUCUUUCAUUUCUGUUCACCUAGUGUCUUAACUGCGUGCUGAUGUAGCUUUUUGCAUUGCAAGAUAUGCUAUUGAUAAAAGUUUACUAUUCUUGUAUAUCAUCAAACCAGUAUUUUAGCUACUGUUCGUUCAAGCUUUGCUUAUCAAACUAGGUCUUGAGAAAGAGAUACCAAUAAUGCAAUAUAAAGAGGAUUCAUUUAAAUAAUGUGUAAUACAUUAAUUUUGUACGAUUGAAAACUUACAAAUUUUAGAGCACUAAUAUAACUAAUUCUAGUAGAAAAUCUAAGAAGAGUAAGUUCUACUUUAUUUCUGUAACAAUUCGCUAGCAAAUGUUUUAAGUUCAGAAGAAUAACACAUCUUUUUCAAAUUUUAAGUUGUUCUUAAAACUGUUGCCAUUCUAGAAAUAGACAAGAGUUGAACACACUGAGAAAUUAGAGACAUAGAGUUUAGUGAUGUUGUAAAAGUGGUCAAGUGUUGUGUGUAUGGGCUGCUAGAAAACGAUGUAGUAUCAAGGGGAACAUUUCUAUUUUGUAAGAACAUUCAACUGUACCUUGACUGUCUAAAGAACAAUAAAUAUCUGUUGUUGA